This is a messenger RNA of Oncorhynchus keta (chum salmon), 8661 nucleotides long. Its product is annotated as zinc finger protein 236-like. Gene Ontology annotation, molecular function: RNA polymerase II cis-regulatory region sequence-specific DNA binding; DNA-binding transcription factor activity, RNA polymerase II-specific. The transcript is spliced from 32 exons. The record is from RefSeq and is a predicted model, not a curated record. Gene Ontology annotation, biological process: regulation of transcription by RNA polymerase II. Bases 281 to 5692 code for a protein of 1803 amino acids. Lineage: Eukaryota; Metazoa; Chordata; Actinopteri; Salmoniformes; Salmonidae. Gene Ontology annotation, cellular component: nucleus.
ACAUUAAAAAAAUAUAUAUAUACUUUAUUCCCUAUUCUUAUAAAGAAUUGGAUGACACUCAUGCUCCUCCUUUAGACAAUGCACAUACAUUACCGCUAGAUGUCUCCCUCCUCCAUGCAUCAGAGCCUCACAACAAGUAGCCUAGCUCGAAGUGCACUACUACCGCACUGAAGUGUUCAUGUGUUCGCUGAUUUCUGUGUCCGCGAGGUGCUCGUCGUGAGGCAGUCGCCAUUUUGAAACCCAAAUCGUUCACAGUACACCCACCCUGAAACCUGGAACUAUGCCGCGGGGCCGGCCUCGCAAACUGAGGGAUAAAACCAACGACGGAACAGAGGGUAUAUCUGGAGCCAAGCAGGACAACAGCCAUGGGGAUUCCAAGGACAACAAGUGCACCGUCUGCUCCCAGAGCUUCACCACUGAGAGCCAGCUACAGAGGCACCAGCGCGACCAUGAGGCCAACGACAAGCUUCACCGGUGCGACCAGUGUGCUCAGACGUUUAACGUGGAGUUCAACCUCAUGCUCCACAAGUCCACACACGCCACCUCAAACCCCACCUGCCCGGUGUGCCACAAGAAGUUCUCCCGCGUGGCCAGUCUCAAGUCCCAUAUCAUGCUGCAUGAGAAGGAGGAGAAUCUGAUCUGUACAGAGUGUGGUGACGAGUUCAUUCUCCACAGUCAGCUCAUGCUGCAUCUGGAGGAGCAUCGCAAAGAGCUGUCUGGGGCCAAGGUGUACACCUGCAAGACCUGCAGCAAGGAGUUCAAGAUGGCGGGCCAGCUCAAGGAGCACACCAAGACCCACGUCAAGAUGAGGCCACUCAGUUCGAAUUCCAGAAACUACAAGAAGAAUAUCGAUCGGAGUGGAUUCACCAACAGCUGUCAGCACUGUGGCAAGACAUUUAAAAAGCCCAGCCAGCUUGUUCGACACACACGAAUACACACAGGCGAGCGGCCGUACAAGUGCAGCCACUGUAGCAAGGCCUUCAACCAGAAAGUGGUGCUGCAGACCCAUAUGGUGAGGCACACGGGAGAGAAGCCCCACCUCUGCAUCUUUUGCCCCGCUUCCUUCUCGCAGAAGGGCAACCUGCACUCGCACGUCCAGAGAGUGCACUCUGAGCUUACGGGAGUACCACUGUUCCCGUGCAUGGACUGUAGCUGUGUGUUCAAAAAGCUGGGCAGUCUCAACGCUCACAUCAGCAAGAUGCACAUCUUGCUCAUCGAGGAAUCGGCCAACACACAGGAGGUAGAGGAGUCGGGUCAGGGAGUGGCGGGGUCAGAGGGCAGCGAGGUGGUGACUGACGUGAUCCAGCAGCUCCUAGAGCUGUCAGAGCAGGUGACAGGGGAGGGGACCCAGUCACAGACCCAAGAAGAGGAGACAGCCAUCAACCAGGACAUCCUACAGCAAGCCCUGGAGAACAGUGGGUUGAGCGUGGUUCAGUCCCAGACCAACGGAGUGGCCAGACAGACUCAGAGCCAUGCCUCCGAGGGGGCUUUACCUGACAGUAAGAAGUUACCAGGCCAGGACAAAACCACCAAGAAGGAGAAGAAAAGUAUCUUCAGAAAACCUGUACAGAUGCCAGGCUCCAUCAGGGAGGAGAACGGCGUGCGGUGGCACAGCUGCCCUUACUGCAACAAGGAGUUCAAGAAGCCCAGCGACCUGGUGCGCCACAUCCGCAUCCAUACACACGAGAAGCCCUUCAAGUGCAAGCAGUGCUUUCGCGCCUUUGCCGUCAAGAGCACCCUUACUGCCCACAUGAAGACGCACACAGGCAUCAAGGCCUUCGAGUGCCAGUGCUGCAUGAAGUGCUUCUCCACGUCGGGAAGCAGGAAAGUCCACAUGCGCCUACAUACAGGUGUGCGUCCGUUCCCGUGCCCUCACUGUGACAAGAUCUUCCGUACAUCGGGCCACAGAAAAACACACAUCGCCUCCCACUUCAAGAGUCUGCAGCAGAAGAAGCACAAGUUCCCACGCAAAUCCCAUAAAACCAAGGUGUCCAAGAGCAACAUACCUCUGCCUGAUAUCCCCCUGCAAGAGCCCAUACUUAUCACGGACCUUGGUCUCAUCCAAUCCCAGAACCCUCGCCUGGCCUUUCAGACGUACCUGGAGAUGGUGGACAAUGAUCGGCCAUACAAGUGUCCCUGCUGUAACAAGGCCUAUAAGAAAUCCAGCCACCUCAAGCAGCACGUUAGGUCUCACACGGGAGAGAGGCCGUACAAGUGUGUCCAGUGCAGUAAGGGCUUUGCCUCCUCUGGGGUGCUGAAGGCUCACAUCCGGACCCACUCGGGCCUCAAGGCCUACAAGUGCCUAAUUUGUGACACCACAUUCACCACCAGCGGCAGCCUGCGCCGCCAUAUGACCACCCACAGCGACAUGCGGCCCUACAUGUGCCCUUACUGCCAGAAGACCUUCAAGUCCUCACCCAACUGCAGGAAGCACAUGAAGACCCACAGGUAUGAGUUGGCCCAGCAGCUCCACCAACAGCUGAACCCGGAGCCCUCGACGCUGGACGACCCCAUGGACGGCACCACCGUGACCCACAACCUGCAGGUGGAGCUGGAGGACGGCACCCUACAGCAGGAGGCUCCUCCCACGGUGGGCUCAGAGCAGCAGGGCAUGCUGGGACUGGACCAGGCGCAGGUGGUGGACGGCGGCCAACAGGUGUCGCUGGAGACCCAGCUAAGUGACCAGCCCCUGGGACAGGAAGAGGACACCUUCGUGACUACCCAGCAUGCUCUGCCUCAGAAUAUUAGCCACUUUGAGACGCAGACACUCCCACAGCCUGGCUUUGACCAGCAAGCACUUACUCAAGGUUUCACCAUCACCGCAGAGGGCUAUCCCCAGGCUCAGUUCUCUACUGUGCAGCAGCUACAGGACUCCAGCACACUGGAGUCUCAGGCCCUCUCCUCCAGCUACCAUCCCCAGAACCUGCUCCAUGUGCCCAGCCAAGAGACAAGUGGCCUGCUCCAGGAGACUAGCCAAGGAGACCUCCAGCUGUCUGACCAGACGCAAGACUACCAAGACCCAGAAGACAGCGAGGACAACAGCAAGAGGGCUUACAGGUGCACCAUGUGUAAUAAACCUUUUAAGAAGUCCAGCCAUCUGAAGCAACACGUGCGCUCCCACACCGGAGAGAAACCCUACUGCUGCAACAUUUGUGGCCGAUGCUUCGUCUCAGCGGGGGUCCUCAAGUCCCACCUCAACACACACACAGGAGUGAAGGCCUAUAAGUGUAACAUGUGUGACACUUCCUUCACCACCAACGGCAGUCUGAACCGCCACAUGGUUGUCCACCUGAAGCCCUACAAGUGUCACAUGUGUGAGGACAGCUUCCGCAACAAUGUGCUGUAUAGGAAGCACUUGAAGAAGGACCACGCCGAAGUGGACAGAGGGCUGGAGGAUGAGGAUGGCGAGGAGGAAGAGGAGGGUGAGCAGACCGUGAUGAAAAGGAACCGGGCCAACAUCAUAACCUUCACCGAGGAGCAGGCGGAGGAGCUGGCCAAGAAUGACCCUGGUGACGAGGCGUCCGUGUCGGAGAAGGUGCUGGCCCAGUCGGCGGCGGAGCGCGACCGCAUCAGCGAGAUCAAGGACAAGGCGGUGGAGCUGGAGACGGAGCCCAAGUUCGCCAACUGCUGUAACUUCUGCCCCAAGAGCUUCAAGAAGCCCAGCGACCUCGUCAGACAUAUCCGGAUCCACACAGGAGAGCGUCCUUACAAGUGUGACGAGUGUGGGAAGAACUUCACCGUGAAGUCCACCCUGGACUGCCACAUAAAGACCCACACAGGUCAGAAGCUGUUCAACUGUCACAUGUGCAACACAUCCUUUUCCACCAAAGGGAGUCUGAAAGUCCACAUGCGUCUCCACACAGGCUCCAAGCCCUUCAAAUGCCCCUUCUGCGAGCUCCGCUUCCGCACCUCAGGCCACCGCAAGACCCACAUCCAGUGUCACUACCGGCCCAGCUCAGAGGGUCGGAAGGCCAAGCGAGCGGCAUCGUCCAGAAGUAACCAGAACCAGCAGCACCCGGCUAACCCAGAGAUCCUCCACCCUGUGGGCCUGCUCCAGGCUAACACCACAGACCAUAACAUCUACCUCCCAGCCAACCAGGUCCUCGCAGGCCAGUUUGACCAGAACUUGCUGCAGCAAGGCCUGGUGGGCCAGGCUAUCCUGCCUACCUCCAUGUCCGCGGGUGGUGACCUGACAGUGUCUCUGUCGGAGGGUCUGGCUACUCUGGAGGGCAUCCACCUCCAGCUCACCUCUGCCAACCUAGUGUGUCCCAACGUCCAAAUCUCUGGCAUCGACUCCAGCAACAUCAACAACAUCACACUGCAGAUUGACCCAGCCAUCCUCCAGCAGGGAGGUCUCCUCUCCCACGCCCUGACAGGAGACGGAAGCCUGACCAGCCACCCUGGUGCCCACCUCAUGGCCACGGGAGACCCCUCGGCGUCCAGCUCCAAUUUGGUCCUGCACCCGCUCACCAGCCUGGCUCUGCACCCCCCCGCUAUCGGCCCCGGCCACGUCACCAUGGGUAGCCUUGGCGAGCACGACAUCACAGGUUCUCAUCAGGACCUGAGCCAUGUGAUGAAUGCUCCAGGCCUGGUGUCCAGUGGGGCUCAUGGUGCUCAGGAGAUCACCCUGACCAUCAACAACUCCAGCCUCACCCAGGCUCUAGCUCAUGUCCAGGCCCAGGCCAACGCUGCUGCUGGGGGCAACACUGCUGCAGGCAACCACCCCCAGGAGAUCACACUCACCAUAUCAGGUCAAGACCUCCUCCAGCAGCACGGCACCCAUGGUGGCGGAGAGAUGAUUGGCGGGAUCAGGCUGGCAUCCCACCAAACCACAGGUGCCACCCUCACCAUUGGCAAUGACCACCUUCUACCUCAGAGCAACGCGGGCAUGACUGUCACCAGCCUGCCGCCUAGCACCUCCCUAUCGCAGACUGCUGGCUCCCAGAGCCUGGUGAUGUCAUCAUCGAGCAUGGCCAGUGACGGCAGCGUGACUCUCACACUGGCAGACACACAGGGUAUGCUGGACGCUCAACCUCAAUUCACGCUCAACUUCAACGCACAGAGUCAGCAGUACCAAACUGUGCUCAGUGACCAGGAUCUCUCAGGACAACAGGCCACCCAGCAGGUCAUACUGAUCAGUCAUCACCCCCAGGUCACUGAGGGACAACCUGACAAUGUAUACAGGCUAUCAGAGGAGGGCCAGGCGGUGGGGAAGGAGGACCAGGGGCAUAACCAGAAGCAGAACCAGUGUUUCUACUGCGAUCAGGUGUGUCAGAGUGCCAACACGCUGCGACGCCACUGCAGGCAGGCCCACGGCAAGGACCGGUGCCACGUCUGCAGAGUGUGUGGCAAGGCCUUCAAAAGAGCUACUCACUUAAAGGAGCACGAGCGUGUCCACCAGCGAGGACCCUCACUGGGCUCCCAAAGGCCCAAGUUCUUCAAAUGCUCCUCCUGUGAUAAAGCCUUCGCCAAGCCCAGCCAACUAGAGAGACACAACCGCACACACACAGGUGAGCGCCCCUUUAAGUGUUCCCAGUGUGACAAGGCCUUCAACCAAAAGAGUGCCCUACAGGUACACACGGUCAAACACACAGGGGAGAAGCCCUACAAGUGUGAAAUCUGCAGCAUCAGCUUCACACAGAAGAGCAACAUGAAGCUGCACAUGAAGAGGUCGCACGGCUACGGACAAUGACCCAACACACCUUCAGAUGACCUGGCCUCCACAAUCACCCGACAUCAACCCAAUUGAGAUGGUUUGGGAUGAGUUGGACCGCGGAGUGAAGGAAAAGUAGCCAACACGUGCACGAUAUAUGUGGAAACUCCUUCAAGACUGUUGGAAAUGCAUUCCAGGUGAAGCUGGUUGACAGAAUGCCAAGAGUGUGCAAAGCUGUCAUCAAGGCAAACGGUGGCUACUUUUGAAGAAUGAAAAAAUAUCAAAUAUAUUUUGAUUUGUUUAACACUUUUUUGAUUACUACAGGAUUCCAUAUGUUAUUUCAUAGUUUUGAUGUCCUCACUAUUAUUCUCAAUGUAGAAAAUAGAAAAACUCUUGAAUGGAUAGGUGUGUCCAAACUCUUGACUGGUACUGUAUAUUUUAUUCAGCUUUGUUCAAUUGUAUUCUUCAUGCUAUAAAAUAAUGCCACGGAAUUCUAAGCUAAAUGAACUCGUGUGGCCCACAGCCAUUUGGCAUAGCCACAUCAGGACCUAACUCAGAGUAUGCUAUUAUUUUCUUCUGAAAUAGACUACAUAUCAUGCUUCUUUGGACCUGUCUAAAAUUAAUAAUGUAUUUAUUGUGAAGGUGUAGGCUAUAGUACAUAGAUUGAUUACACUUUUUAAAAUGGCUUGUAGGUUAUGUGUAGAAGCCAGGAGAUACUAAUUUUACAGUUAUUUGCUUGACAAUCACCAGCCUGUUCAACCCACUAUCAUCCGUACAGGUGCAUCAAAGCUGGGACCGAGAGACUGAAAAACAGCUUCUAUCUCAAGGCCAUCAGACUGUUAAAUAGCCACCACUAGCCUGCCACCACCCGGUUACUCAACCCUGCACCUUAGAGGCUGCUGCCCUAUGUACAUAGACAUGGAAUUUCUGGCCACUUUAAUAAUGGAACACUAGUCACUUUAAUAAUGUUCACAUACUGUUUUACUCAUCUCAUAUGUACAGAGCCCUCCACUAAUAUUGGCACCCUUGGUAAAUAUGAGCAAAACAGGCUGUGUAAAUCUAUUCUUACCACUUAAGUGGUAAGCCAUGACUUCCUGUUUCACUGGGGUAUAAAUACGAUGUGACACACAGGCCAGGUUCCCAUAGUCAUCCAUAACUAUGGGAAAGACCCAAUAAUACAGUAAUGAUGUGCGACAAAAGGUUGUUGAGCUGCACAAAUCAGGAAAUGGCUAUAAGAAUGUAGCUCAAUGGUUGAAAAUGCCCAUUUCCACUAUCGUCAAAAAUUAAGAAGUUUAAAGCAACUGGAGAUGUUAACAAUCGGCCUGGAAAAUGGACGUGUGUUUAUUUUGACUCCACGCACAGUGAGGAGGAUGGUUCGAGUGGCCAAAAAAUCUCCAAGGAUCACGGCUGGAGAAUUGCAGACGUUAGUUGGGUCUUGGGGUCAGAAAGUCUCCAAAACUCCACCUACAUAACCACAAGUUGUGUGGGAGGGUUGCCAUAAAAAAAAACCUUGCUGUCAUCAAACAACAAACUCAAGCGCCUAGAGUUUGCCAAACGUUACUGGGACUUUCAAUGGGACCGGGUUCUAUGGUCAGAUGAGACCAAAAUAUAGCUUUUUGGAAACAAUCACCGGAGGUGGGUUUGGAGGUGGGUUUCUGCCGUGCAGAAAAGUACCUCAUCCCCACUGUGAAGCAUAUUGCGGUGGCAAACGUUUGAAAAGAAUUUGGCAUUUUCAAUGGAUUAUUGUGUUGGUUGUUGGUGUUAGAUCAAUCUGAAAUAUCGCAACCCUGUCACUAACUUUUUGUGAUAUAUAGCAUUUCCUAUUCCAUGGUAAAUAUGUGAACAGGGCUCUUUUUCACAGGAUUAUUGUGCAUUUAAUUUGACAUGCUAAUUGAUUAAUCCUCAUUAUAAACUGGGUGGUUCGAGCCCUGAAUGCUGAUUGGCUGACCGCCUUGGUUUACCAAUCCGUGUACCACAGGUACGACAAAACAUGUAUUUUUACUCCUCUAAUUAAGUUGGUUACCCGUUUUUAAUAGCAAUAAGGCACCUUGGGGGUUUGUGGUAUAUGGCCAAUAUACCAUGGCUAAGGGCUGUAUCCAGGCACUGUCUGUGUAUGUGGGGGGUGAGUGCGAGAGUCAGUCUUUAUAGGAGAAGGCUAGCAACAACAAAAAAUUCCAAGGCGAUAUCUAACAAACGUUCACCUGCAGACAUGUGUUUGGAUGAUUUACAAUAGCUCUUUUAUUGAGAGCGUCAGAGAGAGACAGUAAAAUGAAGUGAGUUCUUUCAAUAGAUAGAAUGGGUUUAAUUAUGGACCCUUGCUGUGACGCACUCUCCCGUUUGUGCCUAUUUGGUUCUGUAUACCUCCAUUUAAACGUUUGAUGGUUAGUACAAAGGAAAUGUCCUCUGCUGAACUAACUCUCAUGUCUAUUGAUGGACCCCGGACACAAAGGCUCUGUCUCGACUGCUUAAAACGUCUGUCCUCACCACCUCCUCAUCUGCACAGUUUGGGGAAAACAAUAUGGCUGAAGGCAACUCGUCCUCCUCAGGCUGACUCAUUGUCACCUUGUCAAUUCUUCCAGAUCAAUGCAUCGAAAGGCGAGGAUUUUCUUUUUACAGUUGAGAAAGAGCUCUGGUAAACUCACCCCUUCCUCUUACUUCACAGGUGAUAAAUGUGUUGUGUGUUGUACUGUAUUUUUUUUUCAUUCUUAAACUCUGAGACUCCCUUGACACUCUCUCCAGUCUAACAGCAAUGUUCAUGAGUAACUUUGUCCCUCUCACUCUGUCCUCUCUUUCAUUCUCUUCUCUUUCUUACUCUCUCUCCUUCUCUCUUUCUGUGUGUCUCUCUCCGUCUUUCUCUUGGACACAGGUCUCGAUCGGACCCAGGAGAUGACUUUGGAGCAGGGGACAGAGACUGAAGUGGAUGUCCCUCCUGAGUUGAAUGACAUGGAAGAGGUUGUCCAGGAGUCUUCUGGAGACUGGCACUGUGGCAUUCCCAAUGUCUUCCCUUA